Stylonychia lemnae is the source of this 591-nucleotide messenger RNA. NCBI's taxonomy places the organism in Eukaryota, Ciliophora, Spirotrichea, Sporadotrichida, Oxytrichidae. The record is from the annotation of a GenBank genome assembly.
AUGGAGAAAUACGUUGCUCUUUCAGUCAAGCGGCACUGGGAUAUAUACCAAUUUGUUGAAAAAAUUGGUUCUGGAGGAUUCGGAUCAGUUUAUAAAGUUAAGAAUACGGUUGAUAGCAAGUUUUACGCAAUGAAAGUUUAGAAACUGAAGAAGCUAAUGACUAGAGUACCUAAUAAUUACAGUAAUGAGAUGGUGCGCAUCAUCCGUGAAGUCAACACAUUCUAGCUAUGUCAUCCAAACAUUACUUAAUUCCAUGAAUCCUACUUCACCAAUGAUGAUAAAUUCGUAAUUAUCACAGAGCUUGCAGAGUCAAAUCUAUGCACAUAUGCAGGAAACACAACUCUAACCAAUGAUCAGAUUGCUGAUAUAAUGAUCCAGAUUGUUAAAGGUACAAUCUAUCUUCACAAACAAAAUGUCAUGCACAGAGAUUUAAGUCCUGAAAACAUUUUGGUUUUUGAAAAUGGCAAGAAGUUCAAAAUCUGCGACUUAGGAGUGGCACAGUUGGUAGAAACUUCUAAAACUAUUGUGGGGAAACUUACUCUCUUAGCUCCAGAAAUAAGUAAAAUUGGUGAUUUCAGCUACAACAAUUGA